UGGAGGCGUGGUGCAUUGUGGGAACAGCGAGUGGCUAAUGGUGUAGCGUUGAGCCAACGCUAAUAAGUGUUCAUGGCGUCCAAAGCACCUUUCACUGAUUCUGACACCGCUGAUGAAGCUGUCAGGGCGACAUGUGACGAUGCGUCGAUAUGCAAAAGGUUUGCAACCAGUAAAGGAUACUGGUCUGACCCUUACAUCCAGUAUUUUGUGCGUCAGACAGGUGAACGCAAGGCUCCUGAGAUUAAUAGAGGCUAUUAUGCCCGUGUCCAUGGAGUGAAUCACCUGCUUGAUGCAUUUCUUAAAAAGACUCAGUGUGACUGCCAGGUGGUAAAUCUUGGAGCUGGACUGGAUACCACUUUCUGGAGACUGAAGGCUGAGAACACUUUGCCGAAAAAGUACUUUGAAGUUGACUUCCCUAUGAUUGUUGCCAGGAAGAUACAUCAUAUCAAGACAAAACCUUCUUUGUCAAAGCCCUUGAUUGAGACCCAUUCAGCUGAUUCACUCCUAUUAGAUGGCCACAACCUGGACUCAGACAGAUACUCUAUCAUUGCUGCUGAUCUCAGAGAUCUUCCAGGCUUGGAGGGAAAACUCAGAAAGUUCCACAUUAAUACAGAAUUGCCAACACUCUUUGUUUCUGAAUGUGUGCUCGUAUACAUGACCCCAGAACAAUCCUCCAAACUGGUGCACUGGGCAGCACACAUCUUCCACACUGCCAUGUUCAUCAGCUAUGAACAGGUGAACAUGGCUGACCGUUUUGGGCAGGUCAUGGUUGAAAAUCUGCAAAGACGACAGUGUAAUCUGGCUGGAGUAGAUGUGUGCCAGUCCUUGGAUUCUCAGAAGGAACGCUUCUUGUCCACAGGAUGGGAGAGUGUGAACGCACUGGAUAUGAUGGCAGUCUAUAGCCUGCUUCCUCAGGAAGACAUAAGCAGGAUUGAACGGCUGGAGUUUUUAGAUGAGAAAGAGCUACUCCAGCAGCUUCUUCAGCACUACAGUAUCUGCUGGGCAGUGAAGGACUCACUCAAUCUAGGCAUUUCACAGAUUGGGUUUUGAGUUCAACUGUGACCUGGUUGGGAGAACUAGAAGUCUUUGUGUCAACAUGAAUUGGCGGAAGUCAUUUCAGCUUAUUUUUCCUUUGUGACGUCAAUAAAAAAGAUGAGACCACUAAA
This is a messenger RNA of Tachysurus vachellii, 1166 nucleotides long. RefSeq names its product leucine carboxyl methyltransferase 1 (gene lcmt1). Gene Ontology annotation, biological process: C-terminal protein methylation. Gene Ontology annotation, molecular function: protein C-terminal leucine carboxyl O-methyltransferase activity. Gene Ontology annotation, cellular component: cytosol. Lineage: Eukaryota; Metazoa; Chordata; Actinopteri; Siluriformes; Bagridae. The transcript is spliced from 12 exons. The coding region runs from base 73 to 1050 and encodes 325 amino acids. The record is from RefSeq and is a predicted model, not a curated record.